AUGAAAGACACAAGAGAUGAGACAGCGAGCUCCACCGUAGGCCUUCAUGGACAAAAGCCGGCUGUUCAGGUAAUAUGUCUCGGCUCCGGGGGAGGACCUUCGGAAGAGAAUGUCACCGGAUUCCUCGUGCGCUCCAUCGGUAGCGAUUGGGCCAAGGGAUCAUUGCUUGCCGUCGACGCUGGCUCACAUCUGGCGCCCAUAACACGCAUGCUGGAACGAGACUUUCCAACGAUCAGUAGAGAUCGACGAAGACAAGAAUCAAAUGGCAACCUUGCUCCAGGAGUCAAUGCAAGCAGAACAUUACACCGACGGCCACUUUCACCUCAGACGGAUGGCGACGAGUCUCCCCAAUUGGAACCAAUUGUUCUUACUUCAGGACCGUUUGCAGGACUCAAGUUCCCAAAUGAGUCGGCUCGUGCAAAUGCACUUCAUGUGUUGCGAACUUACAUAUCCACCUAUUUGAUCACGCACCCUCAUUUGGACCAUAUUUCUGGGUUUGUCACCAAUACAGCAGCCUUCCAUGCCACAUCCCGACCGAAGACUCUAGCUGCGUUGCCGAGCACAGUCGAUGCGAUCAAACAACACAUCUUUAACGACGUAAUAUGGCCGAACCUGAGUGAUGAAGACGGUGGAGUUGGGUUCGUAACCUUUCAGCGUCUCAAGGAAGGCGGCGACGUGAUGGUUGGCGAAGGGGAAGGAAGAGGGUAUAUCGAAGUUUGUGAUGGACUUGCUGCCAGGGCAUUCAAGGUCUCUCAUGGAUGCUGCACCAAAAGUCCGCCAAGCCACCAACAUCGCGGGAGCACGACCAGUCUUGCGCUGUCCGACACGCAGCCACCUUACAGUAGCUCAGUUCUGGGUACAUCGCAAGAUGUGACGUCCUCCCACAUGUCCCGAUCACUAUCCAUCUCGCAGCUGCAGCUACAUUCCAACCCGGGGACGCCAGGGCUAGGCCCARGGUCAAACUUUCAUCCGAACCAUGCUUCGCCGCACGUGCAAUCCAACUCAGUUGAAGGUGGAUGUAUUGUUGAUAGUACUGCGUACUUUCUUCGCGACGAGAAUACCCAACGAGAGGUCUUGAUCUUCGGGGACGUUGAGCCCGACUCUUUGUCGUUGUGUCCGAGAACGUACAUUGUGUGGCAGGAAGCUGCGCGGAAAGUUUCAUACGACAUCCUCGGAGGUAUCUUCAUCGAGUGCAGCUACGAUGACAGUCAGGCAGAUGCGGUGCUUUUUGGGCACCUGAACCCGAAGCAUCUGAUCGCUGAGCUGCAAAAUCUUGCAAAUCUAGUCACCGAGGCCAGAGCAUCCCGACUGGCGGAGCAGGGAACGAAGAAACGGAAGCGUUCUGGACCCAAUGGUAUCGAAAACUUCGCCCGAAGUGCAGGGUCUGAGGGGAGCCAUAAGCGGAGCCGGAGCAUUGUACACCAAUCGACACUGUUUGAGAACACACGGAGACACAGCGCAUCGGACGACCACGGGGCCCCAGAUCUCACCUGUUCGGCCCCUUCAGGUGACCCUUCUACCGACCGUUACGAACUCCAUACAGCUAGCGACAGCAAUCACAGUCUAGAUGCCAUGUCGCCGCGGUCAGUGACCAUACCGCGCAGUAGCGGCAUUACCAGCAGCGCACCCACCGCCAGCAGCAACAGCAGCGACCUGCCACUCAGUGGUAUCACGGUAGUCAUCAUUCAUGUCAAGGACACACUAACGGACGGGCCGCAUGUAAGCGAGAGCAUCCUGAUGCAGUUGCAGGACCACGAGGCACGAUUACGGGAGCACGGCCAAGGAUUGGGGUGUGAGUUUGUAAUUGCCCAGAGCGGCGAGAGCUACUGGUUUUAA
This is a messenger RNA of Ramularia collo-cygni, 1836 nucleotides long. Its product is annotated as related to 3`,5`-cyclic-nucleotide phosphodiesterase. The transcript has a single exon. The coding region runs from base 1 to 1836 and encodes 611 amino acids. Gene Ontology annotation, biological process: cGMP catabolic process; cAMP catabolic process; negative regulation of glucose mediated signaling pathway. The record is from RefSeq and is a predicted model, not a curated record. NCBI's taxonomy places the organism in Eukaryota, Fungi, Ascomycota, Dothideomycetes, Mycosphaerellales, Mycosphaerellaceae. Gene Ontology annotation, molecular function: 3',5'-cyclic-AMP phosphodiesterase activity; 3',5'-cyclic-GMP phosphodiesterase activity.